GUCGAUUUCUUUCCAGCUCUAGCGUCACUUUUGAAAAUAUAAAUAAUAAACAAUUUGUAGCGAGACAAUUCUACGUUUUUGGGCUAAACCCACACGCGUGCAAUAUGUACAACAACCUGGACCUGAACGCCCUCACUGUGGACGAUAUUGUGGAAGAAUACAAGCUGCUCCACCACCGCCAUCAGCAGCUGAAGUCGCAAAGCGACCAGGAUGCCCAAAGGAUCUAUGAGCUCAAGCGCAAUCUGGACACAGCUCUGGCUGCGGAAGCUUAUCUGACACAGGAAUUGGAACAACUUAGCUCUCAGCCGCAGCAGUCCAACUCUAGCGGAGAUUCGCUGGAGCUUGAGGAUUUGCGGCGCAAGUAUCGUAAUCUCCAAGAAGAGCAGGAGUCUCUGCAGCAGGACUACGACCAGAAGGCGGAGGAGGCAAAGGAUUUGAAAAAGCAACUGGAGGCUAAGGAAAGGGAGCUGUCGGAGCGAGCCAGCUUGGGUUCCCGGGAUCUUCAUGAGGAGUGUGCGGCGCGUCUGAAUGCCUUGGAGCUGGAGAACUGCGAUCUGAUGCAGAAAUUGGCGGAUUACGAGGAGAACAGUGUAAAAAUAACGCUUUCGGUGGCCGAAAAGGAUAAAACUCUUGAAUGCCUGGCAGAUCGCGUGAGUUGCCUGGAACAGAAUCUCACCUGCAAGCGCGAUGAGUUGGAGGAGAAGCUCCAGCUGCUAGAAAGCUGUCAGGAGCAGCUGGUGGAUGCCAAUGCCAAGAUAGCCUUGCUUACCACGGCUCCUGAGAAUAAUGAUCGCAAGGGCAAUUCUCUGUUCGCCGAGGUGGAUGACCAAAGACAGGCCAUGAAGCAGCUGCUGGCUGCCCAGAAAAAGAGCUAUUUGGACAUGAAGAAGACCUACGCGGAUAGCCAGUUUGAGAUAAGACGCUUGAAGCGAGAGAAUGUGGCCAUGCAUACAGAGCUCCAGGCAUGCAGCACGAUUUUUUGCAGUGCAGACAAGACAUAUAGAAGCAAGUUGAACGAACGCAUUCGUUAUUUAAUGGCCGCCAACGAUAGUCUGGAAAAGCAGCUAAAUCUCUCUCAGGAGCGUCUGCGUGAUAUGGCCAAAGAAAAGGCGGUCAACUGGCUGGAUUCGAUGUUGGAUUUCUGCAAACGCGAAACACAUGAGCUGAAGACGCAGGUUCACAGUUUGCGUAUCCAAAAGGCCGGACUGGAAGAUCAGAUGCGGUCAGUGCAGCAGGAAAUGGCACGUUGGCGCUUUGAGUCCCUGAAAUCCCGCUGCGUGCUCAUAGAUCGCGAGAAUUUGCUGACGGAGCACAAGAUUGGCUUUAAGCCCAUGCAGGCCAUGGAGUUUAAUAUACAGGAGGAGGAACUUAAGGCUGCGCUGCCUCGAAUUGCAACUCCCUUGGCUCCUGCUACUCCCCUUGAAAUGCCUGCACAAAACGAAAUAAUAAUACUCGAUACACCAAUGAAAAUGGGUCCAGAAGAGGAGCCAUUUUUGGUUAAAGGAAGCCCUAAGGAAAUUAAAAUGGAGCCAGGCUUCAAUCCCUUGGAAAAACUUAAUGCUGUUAAGACCAAAAUGGGUUUCAAAAUUAAAAGGGAAGAAGUUUCAGCAAUGGAAGAAAAAGAACAGGAAAAUAUACCAAAAGAAGAAACCCUAACAAUUAAACAAGAGGCACACCAGGAUAAUACCAACAACGAAGCACUAUUGGUUAAGGAAGAGAUAACUCAGGUACCAAUACCCAAACCGCAAAUGAAAGGCACACCUGUCAGGGGUCUUCUAAACUCUUUAAAAAUCAAAGAGGAAGAGGAAUCACCUCAGCCUCUAAAAGAUCUAAACCAGAAUGAGUUAGAAAUGGAAAUGGCUACGGAAACCCUUCCCAAACCCUUAAAGAAAGGCACACCAGUUAAAAACUGCUUGGGCGCCCUGAAAGUCAAGUCUAACAAUGAAUUGCUCGGCCAAAUAGAACAGCCUGCUAAGCCUCAACGCAAGGGAACUCCUGUAAAAAAAUUACAUUUUGCAAAUAGUAAUACGGAAAGCGAUGAUGAAGAGGAACCAUCAAGUGCCGGCACACCCUCAAAGACAGACAUAGGGUGCAUAGAAAUCAUUGAUAGCUCCGCGCCUCAUAAACCUCAGCGUAAGGGUACACCAGUACGAAUUCCUGUUAUCAAAGAUUCCACAAAUGAUAAUGUACGCUCCAUUUUGGCCAAGAAAAGGGAUAUUUUUGCUGAGGACUCCCACAAGGUGGUCAAAUUCAGCGAGAAUGAUCCCACCAUUCACAAUUUGAGUCCAGUUGAGCAUGCUGCCAAGGAGAAUGAGAAGCCUUCGGAAUCGGAGGAUGUCAAGGAUAUUAAGCCCACAAUUCGAAGACCAGUCGUACGUCGCAUUGUUGUGUCCUCGCGGAAACCAACAAUGAAAUGAUCACGAGAACUUCUGAAAUUUUGGACCACUAAUCAAUUAAUUAGACUACUAAAUGUGAGUGUAAAAGGAUUCAAAUAUAGAUAAUAUAAU
This is a messenger RNA of Drosophila serrata, 2507 nucleotides long. It is a transcript of the gene Spindly, whose product is annotated as spindle apparatus coiled-coil protein 1 spindly. The record is from RefSeq and is a predicted model, not a curated record. NCBI's taxonomy places the organism in Eukaryota, Metazoa, Arthropoda, Insecta, Diptera, Drosophilidae.